AUGGAUGUGGCUUUGACACGUGUGGAGACGGUGAGCAAGCUGAACACAUCUGCGUCCGCCUCUGACACCGCGCAGUCAACAUACGGACGCAAUCGGCAGUCAAUUGCCGACAUGGAAGACGAAUUGUACAGCAUAUUUGAAGAUCACCCGCAAUCACAUACCAAUGACAAUGGAGAACCCGUCAUUCCAGGUGACGCGCUCGUGGACGUUCUGCGGGCCUUCUCGAGCAACCAUGACUCCGUGGAACUCAUGACGCGCGAGGAGGAAACGCAGAUGAUCAAUCUCAUCGAAAGCAACCCUGGGCUCGCGGUUACCCCUCAAGUUCUCCUGCAGUUCAUCGCAAUGCGAACGACCCUCAGUCCCCACCAAAGCCCACAGGGCUCUCCCCCGCCCGACAACUUUGACCUCGAUCACCGUGGAAGGUCGGAGGAGCGUGACUGGGACGAGGAUCAUUCGCGUUCGUCCAGCAGAGAUUCUACAGGAACCUCCGUGUGGAGACCGUCUUCGCGCGGACCGCCGGUGCCACCCAAGACACCCACGAAUCACGACUCGCCGUUCGACACGUCGCGUCGGCAGCGCUCUACACCGCUCAGCAACGCGGCUCCUUCGAGCUGGUCGCGUCGGCCACCACCAUCCCGGCGGAAGAGUACCUCACGCAGCCGCGCUUCCAGUGACUCAGAGUCUACAGGUCCUCCGACUGCGUACGGACGCACACCGGGACGGAAGCGCGCGCCUUCAAACCCAUCUGCUCCCAGCUCACCGAUAAGUUCCCCGAAUAUGGGCACCAUCUCGCGGCCGCAUUCCCGCGCGCAAUCUCAGCCCCAAGGAUACUUCCAGUCAAUGGAUAGCUUCUCGGGCGACUUCUCGCGCAGUUUUUCGCCAGAGCAUGAGAUUGACUACCGUGGCCAAGCGCGAUCUAACGGAGGCCUGAUGUCCCCACCGCCGUCCGACCUCGAUUCUUCGUUCGAUGACGACCAGCACUUUGAGCAGAGUGUCAAUUCCCUCCCAAUGCCUCGCGCGUCGCGCUCUGGGUCGGACCCAGGCUCGGAUAGCGAAGAUGACACAAUGACGGGGCUCGUGAUGGACAGGUCCGCUGCAUCGUCGACUGUGUCGCUUGACGUGCUAGAGCGCGUGGACGCGUUGCAGCGCAUUAACACGGAUCUGGGACGCAAGCUGCUCGAGGCAGAGCGAACAUUGCAGAACAGACUUGCGGACCACGAACAAGAGCUUGAGGAUAUGCAAGGUCGACUCGAGGAAGUUAGAAGUGAGCUGAGUGCUACUAAACGAGAGGAGAAAGAACUCCGAGCCAAGGAGCGCACCAACCAGAACCAAAUCUCGGCAUUGGAGUCAGAGAUUGCAAUGUUGCAGAAGAGCUUGGACACUGCGCGAGCGUCGUACACGAGCCUGCAGAAGCAGUAUCAGGAACAAUGCGCUGAGUCGGAGAGGUAUCGCAACGCACUCCGUCGAAGGGACGAAGAAGUUAAGGACCUCCACGACAUGAGUGCCUUGCAAGCAGUCGAGACGAGCAAAUGGGCACGCGAACAGCAGUCCUACGAAGAGCGCAUCCUGUUCUUCGAGAACGAGCUAGCCGUUGCCCAACAAGCACACGCCCAGCUGGAGGAGCAGAAGCAAGAGAACCUGAUGCUGAAAGAGACGAUUGACCGGAUGCGCUUCGAUAUGGACGAGAUGCGCAACAGCGCAUCAAGCAAUCACGGCUCGCAAGGCACUUCGAGCGCACAUGGAAGUGUGAGCAAGAGCUUGGGUGCUGAGCUUCUUAGUCAAUUGCAGAAGGAUAGUAAAUGGGACAUGGACGAUGAGGAAGAGGAGGAAGAGGUUUCCACUCAGCUGGAUGUGGAGGAAGAGGAAGAGGAAACUGAAGGUGAAGACGUCGUCGAGACCAUCAUCACGCGGACAAAGCGGAAAGUGGCUAGUCGCGCUAAGCGUCUGGAAACCAUCAAGGUCGAGGAAAUCAAGGAGUACUCUGACACCGCCACACAAUAUGAAGCUGGAGAAUUCACGGCCUCAUUCGCCAUGCAGACUGAUCCAGAGCCGAGGGUCCUCACAGGUUCGCUUAGUGUGCAGACCGAGGAACCAACGGUCGCGUCUGUGGAGAUCCAGGCAGAGCUCGAGCCCGAGCCAGAAGUGGAGGCGAAGGUCACUGCCAAUGCGGAGAUCCAGACUGACGAGCCUGAACUAUCUGUGUCAUCCUCCUCGCAAUCUGAAGAUGACGAUGAGACUCUCGCCUCGUCCUCAUCAACCCUUAUCCCACCCACACCUAAGGCACAUCCCGAGGACCUUCAUCCGCACCCUCACGAUCUCCCACCAGACUACAACGAUGUGGCCGAACAAGAUCGUGAUGCGCUGGCCAUCCGUGUGGCGAACGAGACCCUCAAGAAGUGGCACAAAGGUCUCAAGCUGCCCAUUGAGCCUAUUGUUGGCGGCGUCUCUGUAGAUGCCAUCGAAGACUGGAAGGCACUCAAGGAGGAGCUUGGCGUCGAGUGCUCGGCCAUCGACCGCAUUGUCGAGGAGUCCGCCAAGACAGGCCUUCCCCGUACUCCCAAAGAAGGCGAGCACCCGCGUCGUCGCCGCAGUCGGUUCUACAACAUCUACAACACCUACUUCUACGGCGAUCCCGAGGGCGGGUCGUACAUGCCAACCAGCCAGUUCCUGUUCUGCAUUGGUGCCUCGGCUGCCGUCGCAUUCGUUGUGGGCCAAGCUAUGGCGCCCCAAUACGUCGUGCCAGGUGGUGCGACAUACUACGACCGCGCCGCUUGGUCAAGCUUCAACUCUAUUCAGGCCUCUGGUGAGGGUUUCGGGAGCGAUGGCGCCGCUGUCUGGAGCUUCCUCGGGAAGCUUGGAGGCGGAGCUGCUAGAACUCUUCGGGGCUGGCCAACAUAGUUGGCCGUCUUGUGUAUUUUGUAUUAUGUUGUCAUGCGUAUUUCAUGCAUAUUUAUCUUGAUCACUGACUAUGCAUUUCUUUCGCUC
Molecule: messenger RNA, 2985 nt
Organism: Postia placenta MAD-698-R-SB12
Lineage: Eukaryota; Fungi; Basidiomycota; Agaricomycetes; Polyporales; Adustoporiaceae
Exons: 6
Coding region: 1-2898 (965 amino acids)
Source: RefSeq, a predicted model, not a curated record